AUGGACAGAAAGUCUGCUAGAAUAAAAGCAGAGUUGCAAAGAUAUGGUUGGAGAGUUUCGAAGAAGUUUAAAUAUAAGAAAGGAAGACCCAUAAAAGUCUAUGACAAACUGGCUGGUCUGACCUACGAAUUAGAUUUGGAAACAGCACGUGCCAAUUAUCCAAACAGACUAGAGAGGUUAGAAGAAGAACGUCUUAUGGACAUGCCUUUCGAUGUUAGUGAACCUCAAGUUGAAGGACACGACGGCUUUGCCAGAUUCUACUGGAAACAUGACGAACAAUUGCAUCCUUUGAGAAGGAAAAAAGGAAAAGGUGAAGACGCACAUGCUCCCAUGGAAAGAACAAGAUAUGCAUAUGAAAAGUAUCGUGAAGUUAGAAGUCAAAUUACAUCUGGUCGAACCUUUACAGUAAACUUUGACGAAGGAAAGAACAAAGAAGGCUUCAUGGGAGUACUUGCUGCCAUACAAGACGGAAAUAAGAAAGGACACAAUCUCAGAUUGA
Messenger RNA from Trichomonas vaginalis G3, 499 nucleotides. RefSeq lists its product as uncharacterized. The annotation marks the transcript as partial. The record is from RefSeq and is a predicted model, not a curated record. The transcript has a single exon. NCBI's taxonomy places the organism in Eukaryota, Parabasalia, Trichomonadida, Trichomonadidae.